AUGUUGCUAAGGCGAUUGAUAUCGACUUCGAUUCAAAAUUUUCGCCAUGUAUCGUAUGUACAGGGCCAAUCGCCAGCACCAAAAAUACGUGAAUACUUCUACUACAUUGAUCACGAAGGAAUGCUGUUUUUAGAUGAUGCAAGGAUAAAAAAUUUCACUUCCUGCUUCAAAGAAAAACAAUUUUUGGAGUUCUUUUUCAAACGAUUGAAGCUCAAUGAUACGGAUCGGUAUCAGGACGAGUUUCCGUUUCUGUCCAUUUGUGGCCGGGAAAGGAACUUUAUUCGUUGCGAUGAUCUGCCGAUUGUUUUUACUCAUAUCAUUCAAGCGGGUGAUACCGAUGAUAGGAUAGCUUAUGCUCAUGCCAGUGAUAAAAUGAGUGUUCCGUGGCAGCCUGGUCGUAUCUGCAUGUUUCCGGACACUGGAAGAGUGUACCAUCCGGCACCGGAGCGGUACGGUUCCAUUGGAUUAAUCCGCUCAAAGCUGGCCAUUGAGUUGAGUUCUUCAUUUACAUUUCAAAAUGGUGAAGAUCGGCCACCGACACACUUUCGGUGGAAGUCGAAACAUUACGAGCUAGAUCAACAUUGGUGGAGGGAUACGUACAUAGGAAAUAGAUCUCCGCCACAACAAGAUCGCUAG
Anopheles marshallii is the source of this 636-nucleotide messenger RNA. RefSeq names its product UPF0598 protein CG30010. The record is from RefSeq and is a predicted model, not a curated record. NCBI's taxonomy places the organism in Eukaryota, Metazoa, Arthropoda, Insecta, Diptera, Culicidae. The transcript is spliced from 3 exons. The coding region runs from base 1 to 636 and encodes 211 amino acids.